AUGGCGCCAAUCACGCAAAUUGAAUACUUUCGAGUUCCUCCGCGGUGGCUGUUUGUCAAGGUCACGGAUUCUCAAGGGAAUACUGGCUGGGGUGAAGCGUCCUUGGAGGGCCAUACUGAGGCAGUCGAGGGCUGCCUCAAUGCAUUUAUCGAGCGAUUCAUUGGCUUAGAGGCUAAUGACAUUGAGCAUAUCUGGCAAAAUGGCUAUCGCAUGGGCUUCUACCGGGGCGGGCCAAUCUUGAUGAGUGCCCUGUCCGGUAUUGACAUUGCUUUAUGGGACCUGAAAGCCCGACGGUUCGGUGUGCCCAUCUACGAGCUCCUUGGGGGCAAGGUUCGUGAUCGAUUGCGGGUUUAUGCUUGGAUCGGCGGAGAUCGUCCUGGGGAUGUGGAGAUACAGGCUCGCGGCCGUAUCUCCCAGGGAUUCAAGGCGGUCAAAAUGAACGCAACCGAAGAUAUUGGCUGGCUGGACUCGCCCGGGGCGCUCAAUGCGUCAGUGGAGCGACUCAAGACCGUCAAGUCUCUUGGACUUGAUGCUGGAGUCGACUUUCACGGACGGGUGCACAAAGCUAUGGCAAUCCAGCUGGCACACAAGCUGGCUCCGCAUGAGCCAUUGUUCAUCGAGGAGCCCCUGCUUUCCGAGCACCCCGAGUCGGUGACCGCUCUGUCCAAACUCGUCCCUAUUCCCAUCGCUCUCGGAGAGCGUCUGCACUCCCGGUGGGAUGUCAAACCCUUCCUGGAAUCGGCAUCCGUCAGCAUCCUCCAGCCGGAUAUUAGUCAUGUGGGUGGAAUUUCGGAGCUGCGCCGGAUUGCGGUCAUGGCAGAGGCUUACGACGUGGCUUUGGCGCCUCACUGCCCUCUGGGUCCGAUCGCCCUGGCGGCGAAUAUUCAGGUUGACGCGGUGUCGGCUAACUUUGCCAUCCAAGAGAUGAGCCUAGGUAUCCAUUACAACCAUGGUUCAGCGGAUCUUGAGACGUAUAUAAAGAACGGUGAUGUCUGGACCGUCAAAGAUGGUAUGUUGGACCUCCCGCGAGGCCCGGGCUUAGGGAUUGAACUGGACGAAGACAAGAUUCGAGCCGCCACUGUUAAUGCCAAAGCCUGGCGGAGUCCUUGUUUCGAAGGGCCUGGAGGAGAGUGGAGAGAGUGGUAA
Messenger RNA from Aspergillus ibericus CBS 121593, 1146 nucleotides. Its product is annotated as enolase C-terminal domain-like protein. Lineage: Eukaryota; Fungi; Ascomycota; Eurotiomycetes; Eurotiales; Aspergillaceae. Gene Ontology annotation, molecular function: galactonate dehydratase activity. The record is from RefSeq and is a predicted model, not a curated record. Gene Ontology annotation, biological process: amino acid catabolic process; D-galactonate catabolic process. Bases 1 to 1146 code for a protein of 381 amino acids. The transcript has 4 exons.